Molecule: messenger RNA, 2589 nt
Organism: Entrophospora sp. SA101
Lineage: Eukaryota; Fungi; Glomeromycota; Glomeromycetes; Entrophosporales; Entrophosporaceae
Source: the annotation of a GenBank genome assembly
AUGUUGGAAACAAUUUUAUUUUCAAAAUCAGAAGAAGAAAGGUCAAUAUUACGAACCAAAAGAGAAAGUCUUAAAGAGUUCUUUUUACAUAAGCAACCUUAUAACAUCAAUAAAGACAAGUCUAAAGGUGAACACGAGACAUUAAAGUUAAAUAAUAAUAAUAUCAAGAUAUUUACAUCAACGGUUCAAACAGAAAUAAAAGAAGAGAUUGUUAAUGGUAUAUCAGCUGAUGAAAGUGGGGUAAGUUCUAUUGAAGCAAUAACUACAACUAAAAUAGUCAUAUCUGAUUCUUCAAAGGAACUAAGUCCCGAUGAGAAACGUCAAAGAGCUGCUGCGACUCGUUCAAAACAAAGCAUGGAAUUAAAAAAUCUCAUGAAACAAAAGAAGCGCGAACAAAAUUUAGAUAAUAAUGAUGAAACUAUUAUGUUUGUUCCUAAAAAUUUAAUUGAUUCGCUAAAUGAACAAAAAAAAAAAUCUGUUAAUACAACGGCAGCAGAUGUUGAAUCAGAUGGAUCAGUAGAUUUGGAUGAUUUGAUUGGCCAAAUCAGUGAUUUAGAGUCAGGAACUGUUUUAAGAAAUCUCACACCAUCAACUACUCCUUUAGCUACUCCUUUACGAGGUCCGUCACCAAACUCGCAAAUUUCAUCUUCAACCUAUAAUCUAACAAGACCUACUAGUACCAUAGCUGAGGAAGAUGAAAAUCUAAGUGAUACUCCACUCGAAGUGGACAAGCAAGAAGCAGAUGAUCUUUGGAAAACCUCAAAUACAAAUAAGGAAUUCGAUAUGGAAUCAAAAGAAGAGGAUGAAUUAGAUUUGUUAUUAGACACAGAAAUCAUGCCAAUUUUAAAACCUUCUUCACCAUCACCUGUUCCCACACCAAAUUCUUCAUUGUCUGGUGGUAAAAUGGGAAUUCCUUCCGGCCUAUCCAAGUCUGCAUUUUAUAGCUUAAGUUAUGUAAGAUCACCAUUAUCACCCAAUUCAUCGCAAGCUUCAUCUGUGGUAGAUCCUGAGGAAUUUGAAACAUUAUCAAACGGAUCUCAUACUUCUACUAGCUCAAGAAGUAUUUCUGCGUCUGGGAUAAGAAGACCAUCGAACACCACAGGAAUAAGAUCACCAACUCGUAAUGAUAGAAGUCCAUCUAAAAUAGCAAGAUCUGGUGCUUUGUCCCCAAGGUAUCCGAGAUCAUUAAGUCGCGCGAGUAAUAGUUCAGCCGAAGAGAGUACCACUUCGUCUAUUGGUGGAGCAAUAUCUCCAACAAGAAUUGCGUCACCGACCAGAGGAUAUCACUUAUCAAUGUAUAAUACUCCUACAAGUUUCCGUCAAAGAUCCAUCAGUGGUGUUAGCAGUAGUUCAGCAGAUGAGAUUUUAUCAAGACCACAAACAUCACCCCCUACAUAUAGAUCAUUAAGUAGAAUUGGUGGAAAUAUCGGAGGAAAUAAAUCAUCCACUUCAACCGAUUCACCCAAGCAAAUUCGCAGUAGCUUGCCGCCACCAUCGUCAUCGACUAAAAAUAAUGCCAAAACUUCUAAAACUGGACCUAAACGCCCUACUUCACAACCAGCAUCUUCAAAUAUUACUUCUUCAGGUUUAUUAAGUCCUUCUAGCAGAGCAGGUAUAACUAAUUCUCGUAACAAUAAUGUUCCAGCAAAUGAUAGUCAUGACGAACAUUCAGGUUCAAGUAUGAUUUUUAGUCCUCCAGAAUCACCUGUUGGUAGUUCAGAAACAGAGUCUUUAACAAGUACAAUGUCGUAUGGGUCUUCUGCUGGUAGAGUAGCAUCACCAUCACAAGUUUAUAAUAAUAAUUCAAAUAAUUUUUCAAUGCUUCCAUCACCGACUAAUUUUUCUGAUAAAAAAUCUGCAACAAUAACAGUUGCUCCUACAUAUUGCAACAAUACCGUAAACAAAACGAGACAAUUGCUAAAAGAUCCUUUCAACCUCGAUCUCGACACUAAAUUGGAAGCAAUGCCCAAGAAAAAAAAGCAAAGGCUUUCUGGUUUUAUUAAGAAAGAAAAUAAGAGAUUGGAGACUAUUGAAGAAUCUCCUGUUCUUAUAGAGAAAGUAAAUACAAUAGAUGAUUUUAAUAGGCCUUCUUCAUCUUUACAAUCAUCAUCAGAACAUAGUCCAAUAUCGUUAGAUUCUACAUCAAGUUUUUUACCAUCAACAUCUUCAACUUCAUUCUCAUCGUUAAUAAUAAAUGAUUAUCCAACAAUUACAACAACCGAUCAUCCAAAUUCCAUCACUCUUUUUGAUAUUAGUAACCCACUUCAAAUUGUAGAAUAUGGUGCUAGUUUCGACAACUUUGACACUUUGGUAGAAAUUAAAAAAAGUUAUCCGCCUAAUAACCAUGAUGAAGCUAUUAAGUCAGAUUCUUUAUCUAAUAAUGAAGAUGAUACAUCAGUCGAUCAAGAUGAUAAUGGUGAUUUUAAACGAAGAAGAACCCAAGUAAAUUAUGCUGAACCUAAUCUUCGAAAAAAACUACGUCGUGGAGAUCCUCAGACUAAUUCUUUUGGGUUAACUAAUUCAGAUUUAGAAAAAAUGUCUAAAAAAAAUAGCCAAGAUAAGAAAAAGGGUGAUAAUGAUAGUUGUUGA